GCGGGCAGGGUCUCUGUCAUUGCGGUGUUGCCACAUUUGUUAUAAAUAUGCGUGGGAAAUUCAAAUAUAAAAAAUAUGAUCGUAUUGUUUUAUAUAAACUAAGUCAAUUUAUUUAAUUAUUUAUUUAAUAAAAUUUCUUGAAAGAAUGAUACAUAUGAAGAAAAAUUAUAUAUAGAUAAGAAAUUUACAUAAAUAAUUUGAUUGCAUAUUUAAAAGUGCUUUUAUUUUUCAUAAAGUAUCAUUAACAUUAUAAAAAUUAUACAAAUAAAAUUAUGAUAUCAUAUUAAAUUAACAAAUCAUUUCAACUUUUUUAACAUAAAUUGUAAUAUAUAAUUUCAAGAUUUGUAUGCAUAUUACAUGUAAAAUAAUUCGAAAUAUUUUUAAUGAAACAAUAUCAACUACUCAGUUGACAAUCUAUUUUCAUAGUUUGUGCCGAAAUCUGGCAAUCUAGCAUUCCUUUUACGAACUUUUCCGAAAGAUUCUCGUAUGACUUCGUAUUCUUUCGUAUAUAAUCGCAAUUCCCGAAGCAUAUUUCGCGAAGUUGUUUCUUUUAUUGAACAAUGGAGGCAAUACUUGGACGUGUUUUUGUAUAUGGAGGUAAAGGUGCUUUAGGUUCGGCUUGUAUUUCAAAAUUCAAGUCGAAAAGUUGGUGGGUUGGCUGUAUUGAUAUGAAAGUAAAUGAACAAGCUGAUGCAAAUAUAAUUGUAAAAUCAGACAGUAAUUGGCAAGAACAGGAAGCUGAUAUUUUACAACAAGUUACAAAUAUUUUAAAAGGAGAUAAACUAGAUGCAAUUAUAUGUGUGGCUGGUGGAUGGGCUGGUGGAAAUGCAGCUCAUAAGGAUUUUGUAAAAAAUAGUGAACUUAUGUGGAAACAAAGUGUAUGGAGUUCAGUUAUUGCUGCCAGCAUUGCUGCACAUCAUUUAAAAGAAGGAGGAUUUUUAUCAUUAACUGGUGCCAAAGCUGCACUAGCAGAAACACCAGGAAUGAUUGGAUAUGGAAUGGCCAAAGCUGCUGUUCAUCAACUUACUAAAUCUUUAGCAACUAAAGAUAGUGGUUUUCCUAAAGAUUCUCUUGUUGUUUCUAUCUUACCUAUCACUUUAGAUACACCUAUGAAUAGGAAAUGGAUGCCUAAUGCUGAUACAUCUAAAUGGACCUCACUUGAAUUUGUUGCAGAUCUCUUUUGGAAAUGGUCACAAAAUCAAGAACGUCCAACAAAUGGAAGUCUUCUGCAAUUAAUUACCAAUAAUAACAAAACAGAAAUAAUUAUAGCUUAAAAAGAAAAUUGUAUAUUUAAAAAAGAGUUAUAUUUUUUGGACCAAAAACAUUUAAGCUUUUUCUCUCUAUGACAAUAUAUAUACAUUCUAAAUAUUUUAUAUCCAAUGCUUUUUAUUUUUUCAAUUUCUUAUAUAUUGAUAUUUUUUAUUGAUGCAUUUUAAAUAUUACAUAAGGAUAUAAUAUUUGUAUAUAUGUAAGAAUAUUUUUCUUUAUUGUUAAUAUUUUCUUCAUUCCAUUAUGAUAUAUAAAACCAAUAAAAAUAUGUAAUGUAAAAUUA
Molecule: messenger RNA, 1552 nt
Organism: Apis cerana (Asiatic honeybee)
Lineage: Eukaryota; Metazoa; Arthropoda; Insecta; Hymenoptera; Apidae
Gene: Dhpr
Product: dihydropteridine reductase
Biological process (GO): L-phenylalanine catabolic process; tetrahydrobiopterin biosynthetic process
Cellular component (GO): cytoplasm
Molecular function (GO): NADPH binding; NADH binding; 6,7-dihydropteridine reductase activity
Source: RefSeq, a predicted model, not a curated record